Molecule: messenger RNA, 2847 nt
Organism: Impatiens glandulifera
Lineage: Eukaryota; Viridiplantae; Streptophyta; Magnoliopsida; Ericales; Balsaminaceae
Product: glutamate receptor 2.7-like
Exons: 4
Coding region: 1-1890 (629 amino acids)
Cellular component (GO): plasma membrane
Molecular function (GO): glutamate-gated receptor activity
Source: RefSeq, a predicted model, not a curated record
AUGUCUUUCAAACUGAUCCCCAAAUUUCUUCUUCUUUCUAUCAUUCUUCUCUCCUUUAAUGAAUUUGCAACAGCUGACGAUUCUAAUGUCACAAGAAUUGGAGUCAUAAUCGACGCCCAUUCUCCAAAUGGAAGACAACAAGAGAUUGCCAUCAAAAUAGCAGCUCAAAGUUUCAACCAAAGUUCAGAUUUUCACAAACUCUUUAUCCACUUCAAGAAUUCCACUGCCGACCCCCUUCAAGCUGCUCGUGCUGCUGAGGAGCUUAUUCAAACUGACCAUGCUGAAGUAAUAAUUGGAAUGGAUUCAUGGCAAGAAGCGACUUUAGUGGCGGAGAUCGGUAACCGGGCUCAAAUCCCAGUUCUUUCAUUUGCAGCUGCUGCUACAGAAGCUCAUCUAGCGCAGCUGCAAUGGCCUUUCCUGGUACAAAUGGGUUCCGAUUUCUCUGGACAAAUGAAAUGCAUCGGAGAAAUCAUUCGAUCGUAUAACUGGAAGAAACUAAUCGUAGUUUACCAAGAAGACACAGGCGGUACUGGUCGGACUAUGCUGGCUCGAUUGUCCGAUGCACUGCAGGGUUCAGGUUCAGAAAUUGAGCAUCGUUUGGUUUUUCCUCCGUUAGUUUCCAUCGAAGACCCAAAUGGGUUUGUUCUGAAGAAGAUGACGGAGCUAAUCGGAAAACAAUCGAGGGUUUUUGUUGUUCUACAGGCGUCUCUUUCGCUAGUCAUUCAUUUGUUUGAAGCAGCUAAUGAAUUGGGUUUUAUAGGGAAAGACUCUGUCUGGAUAAUCUCCGGCUCUGUUUCAUCAACAUUGAGAUCUUCCAACACUUCUAUUAUCACAUUAGCGAAAGGAGUUAUUGGAAUUGAAGAUUACUACCCUGAUGACAGUGCCCCUUUUAGAGAAUUCAAGAGCAAAUUCCAGCCUCAAUUCCACCUUCAGUAUCCAAACGAAGAAGAUUCAAUCCCUGGAAUUCACGCCUUACGAGCAUUCGAUAGCGUCAAUGUAAUCGCCAAUGCUUUGAAAACGAAAACAAAACUUCUCGAGAACAUUCUUUCGAGCAAUUUCACCGGCCUAACUGGUAACAUUACUUUUGAAAACAGGGAGCUAGUCCAUCCCUCGGUUUUCAAGAUCAUAAAUUUCAUAGGAAAAACCACCGAUGAACUAGGGUUUUGGUCGCCUGAUUUCGGUUUCAAGGGAAUUGAAGGUGUUAUGAAUAAUGGGAACAACAUGAAAGAAGUGUUAGUUGAUGUAGUAAAGUGGCCGGGGAAACCAAAGGGUGUACCAAAAGGAUGGGCUAUGCCCACAAAUCAAAGACGGUUGAAAAUAGGAGUUCCGGCCAAUACUUCAUUCGAAAAAUUCGUUAAAAUUAUCUUAAAGGAAGAUAAACAAGAAUACACGGGUUUCUGCAUCGAAUUUUUCGAAGAAGCGAUACAAAUUAUCGAGAAGAACUAUUCAUUGCCUUACGAGUUUCUUCCGUUUAUCGGAACUUAUGAUGCAUUGAUUGAUAAUCUCAUCAACAAGACAUUUGACGCUAUAGUUGGAGACAUAACCAUACUUGCAAACCGGUCAAAAUAUGUGGAGUUCACGCAACCAUUCGCCGAGUCGGGGCUGUCUAUGAUGGUCCCGGUGAAAGGGGAAGGGAACCGAGGUUGGCUUUUUGUGAAGCCAUUUAACAAGAAAAUGUGGUUGGUAACUGCCCUUGUUAUGAUCUACACUACCCUCAUUGUUUGGUUCUUAGAACGACAAUCCAAUCCUGAAUUUGGUGGCCCUUGGAAAAAUCAAAUCAGCACUGCCCUUUGGUUCACUUUUUGUACGCUCUUCUUUUCUCAGAGUAAGGGAUUAUUAUUUGAUACAAAAAUGUUCACGAUUUUGGUUAAAUUACCACAAUAUCAUUAAUUACUAUUUUUUUUUUGCAGGAGAAAAAAUUCAAAGCAACUAUAGUAGGAUAGUAGUUGCCUUAUGGUUAUUUGUAGUAUUUGUAGUAACGUCAAGUUAUCAAGCCAGCCUCACCUCAAUGCUAACGGUCCCAAGGCUAGUUCCCAACAUAACCGAUGUAAGCUGGCUCAUCAAGACAAACGCACCCGUGGGAUGCGAUGGCGACUCGUUUGUAAAAAAUUACUUAAAACAAGUCCUUGAAUUUAGCCCUGCCAAUAUCAAGAACAUCAGUAGUCAGUACAGUUAUCCAGACGCAUUCAGAAGUGGCAACAUCACGGCAGCCUUCCUUGAGUUACCUUAUCUUAAGGUCUUUCUUAAGGAAAACCAUGGUUACCAAGUUUCCGGACCAACCUACAGAUUUGGAGGGUUAGGCUUUGUGUUCCAAAAGGGGUCACCGAUAGUUGAUGAUGUGUCUGAGGCUAUAUUAAUGAUGUCUGAGAAUGGAAAGCUAAAGGAUUUGGAAGACAAAUGGUUCAACGGUAGCAUGUCGAACACUGCAACCGACAUAGGAACCGACAGCCUUGGUUUAGAAAGUUUUUGGGGCUUGUACCUUAUUUCCAUAGUCAUAUCCACUGUUUCAUUACUUUUGUUCCUCCUCGUUGGACUCAAGAAUUACAUAUCCCUUGGAAGAUUCUCCCGAAAUUUUGGAAAUUGGUCAAAUUUGUUUCAAACCUUACGGAGGAGGCGGGUAGUUUAUCCUGGUCAAGCUCCUACUUUAAAUUCGGUUCCACAGUUAGGUGUAUGGUCGGGUAGAGGAUGGGAGUUGGUUAGCCCUUCAGAGAUUGAUAUGAAUAUUGAGAUAUCAAGGCCAAUUGAUAUUGAAAUUCCAGAGAUUAAUAGUAACACAUCUAAUUGACAUUCAGCUGGCUUUAAAGCUCAAUAGGACAACAUUAGGCAAUAUUAUUAAAUUUAAUUAUA